This is a messenger RNA of Penicillium verrucosum, 1281 nucleotides long. RefSeq names its product inositol polyphosphate multikinase. The transcript is spliced from 2 exons. Gene Ontology annotation, cellular component: nucleus; cytoplasm. The coding region runs from base 1 to 1281 and encodes 426 amino acids. Gene Ontology annotation, molecular function: inositol hexakisphosphate kinase activity; inositol-1,4,5,6-tetrakisphosphate 3-kinase activity. Lineage: Eukaryota; Fungi; Ascomycota; Eurotiomycetes; Eurotiales; Aspergillaceae. The record is from RefSeq and is a predicted model, not a curated record. Gene Ontology annotation, biological process: phosphatidylinositol phosphate biosynthetic process; inositol phosphate biosynthetic process.
AUGUCCUCGAAACUAGAAAGUCGAAAGACACCACAGCUAGGUAGCGAAGAGUUGAUCCCCUUUGACCAUGCUGCUGCCGGACACGAUGGUGUUCGUUGCACGCCUUCUGGCGCCUUGAUCGCGAAACCAUGCACGCGGCAGGAGGUAGAAUUCUACGAAUCCAGCGCGCUCCACCCGGCAUUCCAGCAGUUCAUGCCCCUCUACGUCGGAUCCCUCUCAUCCUCCGAACAACAGCAACCGCUGGCGAUUGCUGCCGCCCGAGAAUCUGGCGUUCUUCCCCUCCCCGACUCCGGCGUCGUAACUACCGCUUCCUCACAACCGCCAUCGCACACAUCCAUCGCCCCCGAAGACGGCGCUGUCCCGGCUAAGGAGGAAAAGGCCUGGGUGCCCUCCGGGGGCAAGGAAAUUGAUACCGCCUUGUCGAUCGUCCUGGAGAACAUUGCCUGUGGGUUCCGUCGGCCCAACGUGCUGGACGUUAAGCUCGGCGCGCGUUUAUGGGCUGACGACGCGCCGCUCGAGAAGCGGAAGAAGCUUGAUGCUGUCUCUAAGGAAACUACCAGCUCUAGCCUUGGAUAUCGCAUCGCGGGCAUGAAAGUCUGGACUGGCCACCAUGGGGAGACUGAUGAGGGCGAUCGGACAAAUCCAUAUGCUACAAAAUACGAGGGCGCAGAGGGUGAAAAGGGCGAAGUCAUCGAGAAGGAUGGAUAUCGGCGGUAUGACAAGUGGUACGGCCGCUCCUUCAAUGCGGAUAAUGUCAAGCAAGGCUUUGAAACUUUUCUUGCCGGUGCAAAGGCGGGCAAGAUAGACCGAUCAAAAUUGGUUUCCCAGCGCUUGGCGACAGAAUUGAAAGACUUGCAGCGGGUUAUCGAAUCCGAAGAAAGCCGGAUGUACUCUGCGAGUGUUCUGGUGGUCUACGAAGGAGAUAUAGAAGCGAUGGAGCUUGCAAUUGAAGAGGAACAGAAAGCCCCGGCACCCCGUUCCCGGGAAGAAGAAAAUGAUGACGAAGAUGACGAGGAAUUCGAACUUCCUGAAGAAGCCUUGGAGUUGGUCAAUGUCCAGCUUGGUGAUGGGAUGCCUCAGCAGGCUAUCAAUAUCAGCAUUGAUCCCGAAACCAUGCAAAUGCCCGAGGACGAUGACGAGGAGGACGAUAUUCCUAAAGUCCACGCCCUCCGCUUGAUUGAUUUUGCACAUGCCAGUUGGACCCCUGGCCAGGGACCUGACGAGAAUCUUCUCAAGGGCGUGCGCAGCCUCGUCAAGGUCUUUGAGGAACUGGCAGAGUGA